CCGUUGUCGUUCCCAAAAAAAAAAAAAAAACAAACCGGGUCUCUCUUCCAAUUGGACUUGGUCUAGAGUUUAUUUUCUCGGCGACCGAACAGUGCCGGACUCAUUGGCGUUUCACUCUCGUCUCCGAUUCAUGCCGCCAUGAAUUUCUGCAAGGUCGCCUGCGCCGCCUUAUCUCGCUCCGGACGCUCUAGACUCCAAACUCUCCCGCGCCAAUCCACCACCUGGGCGGUGUCAUCCAAUGAAUCACUGUUGUGCGAUCGCCCGGGCAAUGCCUCAAUUUCGAGCGUCAAUGGAGGUUUAGGGCUCGUGAGGGGUUAUUUAACCUCUGCUGGAGCCGGGGAACACCUGGUUUCAAAUACUCGAUUGUCGCAUUUGGAUUCGAUUUCGAUUCUUGCAAAUCCUAGGGUUCGGCGCUUUUUCUGCAGUGAAACACCUAAGAAGAGUAAGUAUGAAAAUUACCGUCCAAAGAACAAGGCUGGAAUUCCAAAAGAAAAUAAACAGAAAUCCCAGUCCAAAGGGGGAGAAGCAGGUGCUGAUGAGGAGGCGAGAAAGCAGCAGUUUAUCAAUACAACUGGUCCUUUAUUGAUCUUUGCCCUUAUAUAUUAUUCAAUAUUUAUGGGUCGCCAUGAGCAGGAGGAGAUUAGUUUCCAAGAGUUCAAAAACAAACUCCUUGAACCUGGUUUGGUUGAUCGAAUUGUUGUCUCAAAUAAAUCAAUUGCAAAAGUGUUUGUGAGAAGCUCUCCACAGAUUGCAAAUGGAAACACUGAUGAUGCUGUACAAGGUCCUAAUGCUGGUGGCCCUGCCAGAAGAAAUGUGAGCCAGUACAUGUAUUUCUUUAGCAUAGGAAGUGUUGAAUCAUUUGAGGAGAAGCUGGAGGAAGCCCAGGAAGCAUUAGGGAGAGACCCUCAUGAUUAUGUUCCUGUUACAUAUGUGUCUGAAGUGAACUGGUUUGAUCAACUGAUGAGUUUUGCACCAAUAGCAUUGUUCUUAGGGACUCUGUGGUUUAUGGGACGAGGGGCCUCUUUUAGUAUUGGUGGUUCGGGGGGACGAGGUGGCCGUGGAAUAUUCAAUAUUGGAAAAGCACAUUAUACAAUAAUGGAUAAGAAUGCGAAGAACAAGGUGUUGUUUAAAGAUGUAGCUGGAUGUGACGAGGCAAAGCAAGAAAUUAUGGAGUUUGUGCACUUCCUUAAGAACCCAAAGAAAUAUGAGGAGUUAGGAGCAAAAAUUCCUAAAGGUGCGCUUCUUGUCGGCCCUCCUGGCACAGGGAAGACACUUCUUGCAAAGGCAACUGCUGGUGAAUCAGAUGUGCCUUUCCUUUCAAUGAGUGGCUCAGAUUUUAUUGAAAUGUUUGUUGGGGUUGGUCCCUCAAGAGUCAGAAACUUAUUUCAAGAGGCAAGAAAGUGUGCUCCCUGUAUUAUAUUUAUUGAUGAGAUAGAUGCAAUUGGUCGAGCAAGAGGCCGUGGACGCCUUUCAGGUGGAAAUGACGAGCGUGAGAGUACUCUUAAUCAGUUGCUUGUAGAAAUGGAUGGGUUUGGAACAACCUCUGGAGUGGUUGUGCUAGCUGGAACAAAUCGGGCUGAUAUUUUAGAUAAAGCACUGUUAAGGCCUGGUCGAUUUGAUCGUCAGAUCACAAUUGAUGCGCCUGACAUCAAGGGUCGUGCCGAGAUCUUUCAAAUCUAUUUGAAAAAGUUAAAACUUGAUAAAGAGCCAUCUUUCUACUCUCAGAGACUUGCUGCUUUAACUCCUGGUUUUGCAGGAGCUGACAUUGCAAAUGUUUGCAAUGAAGCAGCAUUGAUUGCUGCAAGGAACGAGAGUGCAGAGAUCACUAUUGAACAUUUUGAGGCAGCUAUAGACAGGGUAAUAGGUGGUUUGGAAAAGAAGAAUAAGGUUAUAAGCAAGUUGGAAAGGAGAACAGUUGCUUACCAUGAAUCAGGACAUGCUGUUGCUGGUUGGUUCUUGGAACAUGCAGACCCCUUGCUGAAAGUAACGAUUGUUCCUCGUGGUACAGCAGCAUUAGGGUUUGCUCAGUAUGUUCCAAAUGAAAAUCUUCUAAUGACCAAGGAGCAGCUUUUUGAUAUUACUUGCAUGACACUAGGUGGUCGUGCUGCUGAGCAGGUUUUGUUGGGGAAGAUUUCAACUGGAGCCCAGAAUGACUUGGAGAAAGUGACCAAGAUGACCUAUGCCCAGGUGGCAGUCUAUGGUUUCAGUGACAAGGUUGGUCUUCUUUCUUUCCCUCCAAGUGAUUCAUUUGAGAUGAACAAGCCUUACAGCAGCAAGACUGGUGCUAUCAUUGACAAUGAAGUUAGAGAGUGGGUGGCAAAGGCAUAUGAUCACACACUGCAGCUGAUAGAAAAACACAAGGAUCAUGUGGCUCAGAUUGCAGAGUUACUGCUUGAGAAGGAGGUACUACAUCAAGAUGACUUGGUCCGGGUAUUGGGAGAGCGCCCAUUUAAGUCAAGUGAGCCCACCAAUUACGACAAGUUUGUGGAAGGCUUCCAAGUAGACAAGGCAUCUAAGGAGACCUCAGAUGGCAAAACCGAGUCAGAACCUGAUGUUGUGCCUGCAUAGGUCUUCAAUACAUCUAAGUAUGCAAAACUCUUUUUUUGUUAAGUUUAUUUACAGACAAUCUUAUCUACCCGGGACUGAGUUGUACAAAGUAUCCAAUGCGGGAAUGACAUAUUCAUUCAGGAAAUUAAACUGAUUUUCCUUUC
Messenger RNA from Rubroshorea leprosula, 2711 nucleotides. The record is from the annotation of a GenBank genome assembly. Lineage: Eukaryota; Viridiplantae; Streptophyta; Magnoliopsida; Malvales; Dipterocarpaceae.